Harpegnathos saltator (Jerdon's jumping ant) is the source of this 1003-nucleotide messenger RNA. RefSeq lists its product as uncharacterized. Gene Ontology annotation, cellular component: plasma membrane. Lineage: Eukaryota; Metazoa; Arthropoda; Insecta; Hymenoptera; Formicidae. Gene Ontology annotation, molecular function: ligand-gated sodium channel activity. Gene Ontology annotation, biological process: sodium ion transmembrane transport. The transcript has 4 exons. The record is from RefSeq and is a predicted model, not a curated record. The coding region runs from base 224 to 991 and encodes 255 amino acids.
AAGAAAGUGCGGCGAUAUAAUAUUAAGUCGUGUGUAGCUCGACGUUAUCAGGAUAAAUGUCGCGACGCUUCGCGGCAUGACAAUCGAAAUUUGCUUAAGAGCGAAUGCUCUGAAAGGCAGCUUAACGAUUAUUGCCGGAAACCACUCCAUCGAGCUUACUUAGGGAUAUUGCUAGAAAAUUGAACGCGGCGACUGCGGGUAAUGACCGAACGCGGCAAAUAAAAUGUGUGUAUCGUGCGGCCGCGGCCGGAGAGAAAUUAUAGGAGUCUCGUCCUGUGCGACGAUAUUUUCAGUCAUUCGGCGAUUCUCCUGGCACACACGUGCGUGCUCGGCUCUGCUCGCGAGUGUUUCACACGGCGGCUUUCGAGAAUUCGCAAACAUGAGAAUCCACAGCGGCGGCAAGGGAGCAGGCAGACUGGAAGACCUGAAACGCGGAUAUCACAAAUGCCUAACGUUUAACAUAAAAAAGUACUUGAGCGGAUGGUUUUACGUGUAUUGCAAGAACACGACCUUGCACGGCUUCCGUUACAUAACCGCGGCCGGCUCGACGAUACUCGAGAGUGCCCUUUGGUCUGUGGUUUGCACCUUCAGCGUCACGUUCUGCGUCGUGCUUAUGCUUCGUCUGUGGCAGAAUUACUCGAGGAACCCGAUAGCGACCACCAUCGACACGUCGAAUCUGAUCUGGGAUCUGCCGUUUCCGGCCGUCACCCUGUGCAACAAUAACAAAAUUUACCGCCCGCAUGCCGAGAUGAUCGCUAAACAACUGCAGAUGAACGGAAUCGCCGUAAACGAGACUGAGCUGUUCUUCUCUUCCCUCCUGAGACUGGUGCGGCCCGACAAGGUUCUGAUCAACGACACCACCGCGACGCACAUACUGGACAUACUCGGCAUGACGGUCGAAACGUUGAUGAGCAAGGUGAUGUACUCCCGCGCGAUUUCUAUCGGUCGAUCAAAUUGCCAUUUGCCGAUAGUACUUUCUGAUUCGUUCUGAUAACGCGAGGAC